AAUUAUUAAUAUUAUAUAAAACAACUAACAAAAAUGAUUACUGAUUUCGAAAUAGAAGAAGCCGAAGAGCAACCUGGUGAUGCUAGAAGUCUUCCUCAGUAUGAAACAGAAUUUACCAAUGCUAAAAUAUUCUUACAAAAAGCAAGUACAGACACGGGGGAAAAUUUGUAUGAUCACCUAUCAGAAACGCUAAACAAAAUAUUAGCUGAGAGACCCCAAAAUGUAAUUGACUUCUUUGAAGAUUUCAGCAGAAAGAUUAAAGAGAAAAGAUUUAGACCCCACACGGACCAUCUCGAAGAUAUUUAUGUUGCUCCUAACAGCUUGGCAUUGGCCCAAAAAAUGAUGCCAUUGCUUAAGCCUUUGCCAGCAUCUGAACCUUCGACGAUGGAUCCAGCGGAUUUAGAGUUAGCCGAUAUGUCCCAGAACAAUUUGUUAGAAUUGCUAUACUAUUUUGAGCAAUGUGGCUUGGGUUUACCUCGUAAAGAAAUGUUUUUUGUCAUGUUGUCGAUUAAAAAACUAUCGAAUACUGAGCCAAUUUCUUCAAUUAGGUUUUGGGGUAAAAUAUUUGGUACACUUAAAGAUUAUUUGAUAUUAGAAUGUGAAUUAAAGGAUGAAGAAUAUAUUAAUAGAAAUGAGGUUUAUGCUCAAGACGCGCUGCAAGAAGUACCUCCAGUAAUAGAUAAUGAUGAAGAAAACAUUAUAGAGGAAAAUAGGAUCAGGAAAGCUUUAGACGAAAUUGCGAAACAACAACAAAUAGGUGGUGAAGGAGGAGGAAAGUAUCCUCGGUCUUUGCCACCAAUGCCUAAAAUAAUUUAUGCAGAACCACCGGAACCUCCUUCAGAAUUAUCUGGGGUGGGACUUAAUAAAUUGGUAUAUUACGUAUGCAACGGAUUAGGAGAACCUUGGGUACAACUUCCAGAUGUGACUCCAAAACAAGUUCGAACAGCCCGUCAAAUUUACAAAUCUUUUACUGGAAAUUUGGAAUCGCCAAUUUAUACUUAUCCACAAUUUCCUGGCGAUGAACGUGAAUAUUUACGGGCACAAAUUGCAAGGAUAACCGCAGCAACACACAUAUCUCCAUUGGGAUAUUAUACCUUCGGAGCAGGUGAAUUAGGUGAAGGAGCUGACGAAGAAGAAGAAAUAGAAGAAGCAGCUGGUGAAGGGAAAACUACCUUUAGUAAAAAUCCAAAAUAUGAAGCUCCUCCUUUGAAAGACCUCCUAGAUAUGUCAUUAUCAUUUUGGGUUCAUCACGCUCCAUAUAUUUUACCGCAAGGAAGAACCACUUGGUGGAAUCCAAAUCCAAUGCCCGAAGUAGGUGACGAAGAAAUGGAGGAAGAGUUAGGAGAAGAGGAGGAGGAAGGGGUUGAAGAUAAAAUGAAAAUGGAUCGAGUAGAGCCAGAGACUGGGCCACCUUUACUUAUUCCAAUUUCCGAGGAUGCGUCUCUUGAAGCUGUUCCGGCUUGGAGCGUUCGUUGUUCUUCUAAUAUUAUGGACGAUUUUGCCCUGGCUGUCGUGAGAUCAAAUGUUUGGCCAGGUGCUUAUUGUUUUUCUACCCAAGGAAAGACUUUCCAAAAUGUUUAUUUCGGUUUUGGACUAAAACAUAUGGAAAGCAAUUUUUCGCCUGUACCUCUUCCACCUGUUGAACAAGAGUAUCCAAUUGGACCUGAAAUAAUGGAGAUACUAGAUCCAACUGGAGCAGAGGAAGAACAAUGGCGAAUCGAUCACUUGCCCAAGCCGAAAAUAGAGCUUCCCGUUGGUGUAGAAGGAGAAGAAGAAGAGGAAGAGGAGGAAGAAGAAGAAGAGGAAGAGGACGAAGACUAGUUAAUACUUAAUUUUAUAUUUAUUCCUUAAUAUUUUUUAUUUGGUUAAUUCACAAAAAUAAUGAUUGCUAUUUAAUUGAAUACUUUUUUCGAUGUGUAAAAAUGUCUAUUACACUAAUAAAUAGUGAAUAUACUGUUAAAAAUUAAA
This is a messenger RNA of Diabrotica virgifera virgifera (western corn rootworm), 1968 nucleotides long. It is a transcript of the gene Rsph4a, whose product is annotated as radial spoke head protein 4 homolog A. Bases 34 to 1821 code for a protein of 595 amino acids. Gene Ontology annotation, biological process: cilium movement involved in cell motility; axoneme assembly; cilium assembly. The record is from RefSeq and is a predicted model, not a curated record. The transcript has 9 exons. NCBI's taxonomy places the organism in Eukaryota, Metazoa, Arthropoda, Insecta, Coleoptera, Chrysomelidae. Gene Ontology annotation, cellular component: radial spoke; axoneme.